Chiroxiphia lanceolata (lance-tailed manakin) is the source of this 685-nucleotide messenger RNA. It is a transcript of the gene CKS1B, whose product is annotated as CDC28 protein kinase regulatory subunit 1B. The transcript is spliced from 3 exons. NCBI's taxonomy places the organism in Eukaryota, Metazoa, Chordata, Aves, Passeriformes, Pipridae. The record is from RefSeq and is a predicted model, not a curated record. Gene Ontology annotation, cellular component: SCF ubiquitin ligase complex; cyclin-dependent protein kinase holoenzyme complex. Gene Ontology annotation, molecular function: cyclin-dependent protein serine/threonine kinase activator activity; ubiquitin binding; protein kinase binding. The coding region runs from base 53 to 496 and encodes 147 amino acids. Gene Ontology annotation, biological process: regulation of mitotic cell cycle.
AAUCGCGGGGCCGCGCGCCGGCCCGCGGGAAGUGCCGCGCACGCACGGGCCAAUGGGCUCGCGCCCCGCCCCCCCGCUGGGCGGUGCCGGCCAAUGGGAGCGCGGGGCGGCGGCGUUUGAAAAGCGCCCCAGGAAAAGGGGCGGGGGAGGAACCAACGGCCGCUGGGGGGGCGGGGGGGGGCCGAGGGGGCGCGGAGGGCCCGUCAUGGCGCACAAACAGAUCUACUACUCCGACAAGUACGACGACGAGGAGUUCGAGUACCGGUACGGGAAGGGCCUCCCGGGGGAGCGGGGGGGGCCGGUAACGGGUGGUUGGCACGUGAUGCUGCCCAAGGACAUCGCCAAGCUGGUGCCCAAGACCCACCUGCUGUCGGAGUCGGAGUGGCGGAACCUGGGGGUGCAGCAGAGCCAGGGCUGGGUGCACUACAUGAUCCAUGAGCCAGAGCCCCACAUCCUGCUCUUCCGACGACCGCUGCCCAAGAAGCCGGAAAAGUGAGUGGGCCCCGCUCUGCCGGGGCUCCCAGCCCGUUCGAGCUGGGAAAGCACCUUCUUCCUCCUCCUUCUCGGCGUUCCUGGGGGGCUUCACCCCCUGGCCCUGGGCGCCGCCGUGGCGACUCAGCGCCGGUGCCGGGGGUUUUUCCUGUUGCGAGGCCUCCGAAGCUUCAAUAAAGUGAUGUUUUUGGGA